Messenger RNA from Puma concolor (puma), 423 nucleotides. The record is from RefSeq and is a predicted model, not a curated record. Lineage: Eukaryota; Metazoa; Chordata; Mammalia; Carnivora; Felidae.
AUGGGAAGCGAUGCCGCUGACCGAGAACUGGGGGCCAUUGCCCGGGGCCUGGAGCGAGGCCAGGCUGGCUUUGUCCCAGCUGACCACUCCGGUCAGGAGAGAGACACUGAGAAGGCCGUGGAUCGGCUAGGCAAUGGAGCACAGAGCAUCCCUAAUGGUAGUCCUGCCCAUGGUGAGGGCACCCACUCGGAAGAGGAAGACUUUGCCGUGGAGGAUGAGGAUUCUGAUGGGGACCUGAAUACCUGGGAGCUGUCAGAAGGAGUGUCCGACUGCCCGCCCAAGGAACAGGCUGCUGAUCUUUUUAACGAGGACUGGGACUUGGAGUUGAAAGCAGAUCAAGGGAAUCCGUAUGCUGGUGGCGGUAAAGACCCAUCGGCGCACUGCCUUCUGCGAGAUCCACUGGGCGAGGGUCGCUGGAGCUGA